Oryzias latipes (Japanese medaka) is the source of this 2781-nucleotide messenger RNA. RefSeq names its product pyroglutamylated RFamide peptide receptor b (gene qrfprb). Lineage: Eukaryota; Metazoa; Chordata; Actinopteri; Beloniformes; Adrianichthyidae. Gene Ontology annotation, biological process: G protein-coupled receptor signaling pathway; cellular response to hormone stimulus. Gene Ontology annotation, cellular component: plasma membrane. The record is from RefSeq and is a predicted model, not a curated record. Gene Ontology annotation, molecular function: neuropeptide Y receptor activity; peptide binding.
GUUUUGCAGGAAGAAGCUGCAACAGUCGUCGCGGAGUCUCCAAGGACGCAGCGCAACAUCCAGAUUUUCCGCGCAACUCACCGGGAGUGUGUGAACACAUGUAGACGGCGGGGAGGAUGGCAGCCGCCUCCACCGACUCGGGACAGGGCUCCUCCAAAAUCACCCCCGAAGUGCUCCAGGAGAUGCUCCAGUACUACAACCUGAGCCGUCAGGAGUUCAUCAAUACCUACAACAUCCAGCCGCUCGUCUACGUCCCCGAGCUGCCGCGCAGCGCCAAGAUCACCUUCGUGAUCAUGUACGUGCUGAUCUUCGUCCUGGCUCUGGCUGGAAACACUUUGGUCAUCUAUAUAGUAGUGAAAAAACGCGCCAUCCAGACAGCAACGGAUAUUUUCAUCUGCUCUCUGGCAGUCAGCGACCUGCUCAUCACUUUCUUCUGCAUCCCUUUCACUUUGUUGCAGAAUAUCUCUUCAGAGUGGUUUGGAGGGGUUCUUGUUUGCAAGACUGUGCCCUUCGUGCAGACGACAGCCAUCGUGACCGGCAUCCUCACUAUGACCUGCAUUGCUAUUGAGAGAUACCAGGGCAUUGUUUUCCCACUGAAAAUGAGGCGACAGUACUCUUCCAAAAGAGCAUACAAGGUUCUAGGACUUGUAUGGAUCGCCUCUGUGGUUGUGGGUUCUCCAAUGCUUUUUGUGCAGCAGCUGCAGGUCAAGUAUGACUUCCUGUACGAUCACUACCACGUGUGCUGUCAGGAGAGCUGGAGCUCGUUGACCUACAGGCAGGCGUACACCACCUUCAUCAUGGUGGCACUUUUCCUGCUCCCUUUGACAGCAAUGCUCUUCCUCUACACCCGCAUUGGAAUCGAGCUGUGGAUCCGCAAGAGGGUUGGUGACGCUUCGGUUCUCAAUACCAUGAACCACAGGGAGAUCGGCAAAAUUUCAAGGAAAAAGAAAAGAGCCGUUAAAAUGAUGGUGACCAUUGUUCUGCUUUUCACCAUCUGCUGGGCACCAUUCCACACGGUUCACAUGCUGUUUGAGUACAAUGACUUGGAGAAGAAAUACGACGGAGUCACUCUCAACAUGAUCAUUGCCAUCGUUCAGGCGGUGGGGUUUUUCAACAGCUUCAACAACCCCAUUGUGUACGCCUUCAUGAACGAGAACUUUAAGAAGACCUGCGUCUCCACUCUCUCCCGCUGCAUCCGAAAAUCCAACCAGCAGAGAGGCGCGACAGUGGCGCCGCGGCUGAGCGUGCAGUUCAUCAAACCCCAGAGCAGAGAGGCCUUCCUGAACCCAGAUGAGGGGAACUCCUCGGAGCAGGCCUCUGCGGAGAAAGGCGCCUCCAGCUCGCUGCACAGAGAACGCUCCCUGGAAGUGAUCGGAGAGAAGAUCUCCACCGUCCAAACGGAAAUCCCUGCCAACAGCUCGUCUCAAGUCAAAUGAGAGAUGACCAGAUCUGAGGCUUUGGAACCCUCACCUCCUGCUGUUUCCUGUUGCCUGCUGGGAUAUGAAGCCAGCAGCUGCAAGUCUUAUAAAUGGGACUGAAGGAAAAGGAGAAAUAAAAAAAUAAAAAUCAAUCUGACAGGAUUUCUUCGUGGAUGUUUUUGCAUGACAGUGUGGAGCUUGUGAAGGAAUAUUGUACGGAGGCGUUCUUACCGUCAACACUUUGGAAACUAACAAGAAAGUGGGGGAAAAAGACAACAAUUUUUUGCGGUAUACUUGACAUUUGGAAAACAGACAUUUUUUGCUUUUGACUGUUUUUAAAUUUAUUCAAUCCUGAAUUCAAUAAAACUCAUUUUUAUUUUUGAUCAACAAACUUUUUUGCACUAAAGAUUGCGGAAAAGUUGAUUUAAAAAAAUCUCUUUAGUAAUGAAAUAGUGUUCUCUGACUAAAGAGCAUGCGUUUAUGUUUACAAAGUAAAAAAAAACAAGAUUUCUGUAUUUUGGAUUGCAUGUAGUCUUGUUUCUGCAAACGGGUGCUUAUCAGUCAUUUUCCGACCAAGCAUAAUAUUUCCUCCCUCCCCCCCAGGCUUUAAAAACUCCUCAAACUGUGAGGUGCAUCAGCUGCAUGUGAACAUACAAUGUGUUUUCACAGCGAAAAAUUGGAUUUCAUUUGUGACUUGAGCUAUCAUUGCAAUUAUUUUAUCUGGUUUGACUGUGAGGAAUGUAUUUAUUUUGUGAUUUUUGGUUUGGCUGCUCUCUGUUUACACCAGCUGCCCUUGACUCCUUGCUUGUGAUCCAUUCAAGCUGCUGUAAUCGAUCAAAGGAUGCACCAACUUUCCAUCUACCCCUCUAGAAUCCAAAAAAAAAACAACUACUGACUUCUCAUCUCAGCAAGCCUGUGGAUGGAAAAAGGUUUUGGGACACCUGGGAUUGGUACUUACAGAGGCUAAAAUUGGACCCAGCAUGUGGUUGGAGUUUAAAUCUGCCUUCAAUUAUCUGCUUCUGAAUCAAAUCAGUGCAAAUGUCUGUAAUUUGUCACCGUUCUGCUGUGUGGAGAUGGAAUCUGCAUAAAAUUUGCAUACAUACCGAGUCAUGAUGAAUGUAUUUGUCACAACAUUGAAUCGGGGCGAGACGGUUUCACAUCAGAAGUGAAGCAACGUGAGCAAACAGGAUUAAAAGAAGACCAAAAAACAUUUUUAGAUUGUAAAGGUGUUAACAACAAAAAAUUGGAGAAACAUAUUUUUGUAAUGUCUAAAAAAGAUUUGCGUAAUUUCACUUUUUACUUUUAAUAAUGUGUUGAACUUCAAUCUGGUAAAUACGUCAUCCUGGUUUUUCUUUUUAUCUUG